AUGAAUGCAUCUGAGAGCGCCGAAGCGCAAAAGAUUAUCUCAAUGCUUCUUGAUCUCCCAGAGAACAAUCUGUGUGCCGAUUGUCAUGUCAAUCCGUCGAAGUGGGCAUCGACAAAUCUCGGAAUUUUCAUUUGUAUUCACUGCAGUGGAGUUCACAGAUCACUAGGCACUCACAUAUCAAAGGUUAGGAGCUGCUCGUUGGAUAACUGGUCUUUAGAACAAGCAUAUGUAAUGGCAAACGUAGGAAAUAAGAUAGCAAACGAAUAUUGGGAAGCAAACUUACCAAAAGACUUUGUUCGACCAGUUCCAACAAACAAAAUGGAACUUGCCCUCUUUAUAAAGCGUAAAUAUGAUCAGAAACUUUGGACAAAACCAGGAAUUCCUCCUCAUCUCUCAAUACAACCUAAAAAAUCAUUGCCAAAGCAAAACAAACGCAAGUCAUCCCACAAACGUGCUCAUUCUCCAAGCAAUCCCGUUAUUCAAAAUCAGCCAUCGUUUGAACCAAUAAAUGAAGCAGAAGAAAAGCCAAAUAACUCUCCAAAUUUACCAACACGAUCGGGUUCGCAAAUUAUUUUUACUACAAACAAAGAUGAAUCAAGUUCAGAUUCAAUUAAAGGUAUUUUAGAGCCUCCUGUUGAAAGUAUCAUCGCCAAAAAUGUUAUCGAUUACAUUGUCGAUCAAAUAUUAGAGCCAGAUGUUAAACACGAAUUAAAUUUGUUGAAAAAUAUUAUUAUUGAAGAAGAUAUCAAUAUAAAACCAAACGAAAUACAAGAAAACAAUAAUACACCAGAUGUUUUUGAUGUAGAUGAUGAUUUCUUUGAAGAUCAUCCUCCGAAAUUUGUUGAUUUACCAAAGAAAGAAAACAAAGAAGAAAAACAUGAAGAACCACGCCAUGAAGAAGUUGCCCUUGAUGUUGAUGACGAUUUCUUUGACAUAGAAGUCCAAAAACCAAAAAUUAUUCCAAAUCCAAUCAAAAAAAUACCAAAUCCGGCCAAACCAGUACCUGUUAUUGAGAAAAUACCAAAGAAACUACCAAGGCCAGGCGUAAUAAUCGUGGAUAUCAACGAAAAGAAGAAAAAGAAACAUCAUAAAAAGAAAUCCGAAAAAAAUCCAGAAAAAGUAGAAGAAAAAAUCGUGCAAAAACAAGAACCAGAGCCAACUAAAGAGCAGGACAAUCAAAUUGAUGAGUUUUUCGAAGAAUACGAAGCAGAAACUAAAAAUCAAAAAACAAAUAAAGUCGACAUCGACAAUUUCUUCCAAGAAGAGGAGAAACCAGCAAAACCAGCCAAGAUUCCGUCACCUUUUAAGCCUGCUUCGCUUCAAAAAGGCCCUGGAACACAAUUACCAGCCAGACUCCAGAAACUGGUCAAAAGCAGAGAGAAGGUCGUUGUUGGAGAACGAAAGAGAAGAAAACAUCAUCAUUCUGAGUGA
Messenger RNA from Trichomonas vaginalis G3, 1431 nucleotides. RefSeq names its product GTPase activator protein. The record is from RefSeq and is a predicted model, not a curated record. The transcript has a single exon. NCBI's taxonomy places the organism in Eukaryota, Parabasalia, Trichomonadida, Trichomonadidae. Gene Ontology annotation, molecular function: GTPase activator activity. Bases 1 to 1431 code for a protein of 476 amino acids.